Naegleria lovaniensis is the source of this 2841-nucleotide messenger RNA. RefSeq lists its product as uncharacterized. NCBI's taxonomy places the organism in Eukaryota, Heterolobosea, Eutetramitea, Acrasida, Naegleriidae. The transcript has a single exon. The record is from RefSeq and is a predicted model, not a curated record. Bases 1 to 2841 code for a protein of 946 amino acids.
AUGUUUCAAGCUCUCCUAUUAAUUCCGGUUGAAGAACUUCAUCAUACACCCUCAGGAAAAAAUGUCGUUAAAAAUAAUGUAAAACUUCGUGAUGAUACCAAUCAACAACCGUCCAUGGUCAUUCUCUCGUUCCACAAUUACAAGAAAUGGAACUCUGAAGAGGUUGCUUCUACAUUGAUUUUGGAUGAUGUGGUUGGUGGAGCAUCAUUGUCCGUUGUUGAUGUUAAACCUUUAUGUGAUGCCGGUUUCAAAGGGACCUCUCUUGCCAAUAUUGUACAGGAUAUCAAUAGACACAACGUAGACUCGGCUAUUAAAAUCAUGACCGAAAGCAAAGAUUUUACUCAAGUCUCCGAAAGUACUUGCAAGUCCGUUGUAAAUUGGGUGAACAAUACAUUAAUGCCCAAGCUUUUUGGGUUAUGGGACAAAGAUCAAACAAAGUCGGCACUAUGCAAACAAAAAUUAAUAGGAGGUGCUGGAUUACAUGAGAUUCAAGUACAGCCUUUGUAUGAGGCAGGGUUUAAUGGAACAGUACUAUCAAGGAUUGUUUAUGAAUUGGAGAAGAAUGAAAGGGAUGGUAGUGAUUUGGCUGAUGUUGAUAUAGCGAACAAAGUUCUCCCAACGGAAAUUGAUUCAUCUACACUCACACCUUUAGUGGAGUGGGUAAAAUAUGAGCUGAUAGCAAAAAACAAGAUACAGGUACCAUUGGCUAAGCCAAGCAUUUCAAAUGGUAGUAACAAAAGAUAUACUGACCGCAAUGAAACAGUCCAAUCAACACAAAAGAAGAUACAACAAUUCAUUCAACAAUUCACAACAACAUCACCAAAAGAUAUCUCUAAUAUUGAAUCUAUUCCGAAUAUUUUACUCAGCAGUUUUGGAUCAACUUUUACUUUUGUGGACAGAGAAGAUAGCAAAAACACCAUUUUACACACCUUUAAACAUUAUUCAUCAAUAGCUGACGAAAACAAGAAUUUAGAUAAAGAUCAUGUAAUACUUCCAUUCAUUGCGGCAGCUCCAGGAGUGGGUAAAUCAAGAUUACUGCAGGAGAUUGGAUGGGAUCUGCGUCUAAAACAUUUUAGAGACAGUGUUACUUGUUAUCCUUUAUUUGUGUCAUUUGGGAACGUCACUUCAAUUACAGACGCAGAACAAAAAGAAAAAUUAGAUAUCUUUCAAUCAUUGAUUAUCAGAAUUGUUUUCUCAUUUAUAUGCCAUAUAAAUGGAACAAGAGCAGAUUUUGACACCUUAACAAAAGACUGGAUCACUCACUUUGGAAACGAGUUAAUUGGCCUUAAAGAGGUGCUGCAAGUAAUUGCUAAUAUGUUGGAGAAGCCUAAUAUUGAUUUCUUUAUUGCAAUUGAUGAGGCUCAUGAAAUUGAUAAUAAUAACACUGGAACAAAUCCUUUGAAAACCCUCAUGAAGAAAAUUGGAUGCUAUUUGCAAUUUCAAAAGGAAACAACUUUACGAGUAUUUCCUUUAUUUGCCGGCACUUUUCAUACGGUCCUACUUGACAACUUGAUUGGCAGUACCUAUACUCCGCGUUUUGUUCCAGUUACGGCAUUAUUAUCUCCUCCAAAUGUUGCCAAGAUUAUUGAUAACUUAGAGGUCAAGUAUUCAAAACUUGACAACUGGAGGAUUGAUGUUGAAUUUAGACAUUACUUGAGACUCUUUGCUGGGUUUCCUAGAGGUUUAGAAUACUAUCUUGACGACUAUGUAAAACAAUCCAUAACAGCAAGGGAAGCAUAUGAAAGCUCGUCAUACAGGUUGAGAUCAAAAUACUCAUUCACACAAAGAACUGAAAUGGAAAAUGUUUUAGCGGCGAAAGUUGUUACUCGAGCCCGUGUCUCCCUAUUUGAUAAUAUUCUCACAACUGUUAACUUUACUUUCUCAGAGGCAGAAAAUAGGGGUUUUAUUAUGUUGAAUUUGGAAGAAGAUUCAAAAUUUACAUGUACCUAUCCUCCUGUUCUGCUGAGCCGUAUGAUUAGCCAUAAUAUGCAACCUAUUGUCCACAAGUUGGUUUUUUCAACUGAAAAAAACGUUUAUGGAUUACCUUGGGAAGACUGUGUGCACGAUUAUCUUUACUUAUUUUUUUCUUUAGUCGCAAACAAAUUAGAUUUGACUUUGAAUGACUUAUUUCCAUUCGCUACUAUGUCUGCAGAAACUUCUAAACUCUCAUUAGAACAAAUAUCUAAUUGUACUCAAUUUCAUGCAGCACACAAAGUUCAAAGCAUAUUGAAAGAAAUUGAUACUCAAACUGGCAAAUUGAAUAUAGUGACACUUACUGAUUGUGCCAUCAUCAAAAACGCACCUACUGCCGAAGCUAGUGAUAUUCUAAUAUUUGGUGUACAAUUGAAAACAAAAGACGAAAUUCUGGUUUUUCAUAUUCAAUGUAAAUGGGCUGACAAUGCAAAAUCCAGUGAAACCUUCAAACAAGUUAUUGAGGAAAUGAACAAGAAUAAGAAAUUAUCAGUAGAAACUGAAUCAAAAACGACGAGAAAUAUAACAGUAAUAAUGACUGGAAAACCUAUUUCAGAUCUUCCAAAUUCAGAUUUUCCUGAUGAUCUGGUGAUCAUUAACAAAACAAACUUCGCAAAAUAUUUUGGAAUUUUUACGGAUAGCAUGAAAUUUCUUUGUGCCAAACAAAUUCUUAACAUCAACAAUCAAUCAGAAUUACAAAGCUUUCAUGGCUUAGGUGACGUAAUGGCAAAAUAUGUCAUAAAAGCACGAUCAUCAACUGGAUUUAAAGACAUGGAGGACUUGAAGAAGAGGGUGCUAGAAACAGUCACAGACAAGACAUCAACAACAAAAUUGAUCAACAUACUAUCCGACGUUGAAAUAAUUUUCUAA